Messenger RNA from Dictyostelium purpureum, 2703 nucleotides. RefSeq lists its product as uncharacterized. The coding region runs from base 1 to 2703 and encodes 900 amino acids. Gene Ontology annotation, biological process: ribosomal small subunit biogenesis. Gene Ontology annotation, molecular function: protein binding; RNA binding. The record is from RefSeq and is a predicted model, not a curated record. The transcript has 3 exons. Gene Ontology annotation, cellular component: nucleolus. Lineage: Eukaryota; Evosea; Eumycetozoa; Dictyosteliales; Dictyosteliaceae.
AUGACAAGACAUAUAGAAUCAUUUAAACCACUCCAAUUACCAAGUAAACUUUCAAAACAAUUCAGUAAAAAUGAAGAUGGAAGUGAUGAUGAAACCGAUAACAGUCGUUUUCAAAAUUUACCGGGUUACAGAGAUAAAUCUAGAAAAACAUUAACAAGAAAAGAACAAAGAAAACAAGAAAGAGAAGAUAAAAAAAAAAGAAAAGAUGAUUUUUAUAGAUCUAAAACAAAUAAAAAGCAAAGAUUAGACGAAGAUGGAAAUCAUAACCAACAACAAACAAAACAACAACCAAAACAACAACCAAAACAACAACAACAACAACCAAAACAACCAAAAAAAUCAAUUUCAAAAGUCGAGAAAGUUCAAAACAAAAUGAAACAAGAUGCAUUAAAUGAACAAAAGAAAUUAGCAUUUUUAAAAUCAAUUGGUAGAACUAAGGCUGAUUUGAUGUCAUCCGAUGAUAGAGAGAUUGCAUAUUUAGAAAAGAAAUUAGGUUUAAAUAAAAAGAAAGGAAAGAAAUCCGAAGAGGAUGAAGAUGGUUUAGGUGAAUUUAUGAACGAACCAAAUAAAAAAUCAAAACAAACCAAAUCACAAAAAUCCGUUACUGAUGAAAUCCCAGAUGAGGAAAAUGAUGAUCCAUCAUAUAUUAGCGAUAUUUUUGAUGAUUUAGAAAAAGCAUUGGCUGGUGGUUAUUCAGAUGAAGAUGAAGAGGAAAAUGAAGACGAUGCAUAUAAUUAUGACGAUGAUUUAGAGGCUGAACAAAAUGAUAGUGAAGAAGGCAAUAAUGAAGAUGAUGAAGAAGAAGAGCUUGAAGAAGAUCAAGAUGAUGAGGAAAUACAAGAUGAUGAAGCUGAGUAUGAAGAUCAAGAUGAAGAAGAUGUUGAUCAAGAUGAAGAUGAAGAAGAUGAAGAAGAUGAAGAGAUGGAUGAAGAAGAAAAUAAAAAAUAUAUAAAAGAAGAUAUUUAUGGUAGAAUUGUAAAUACCAAAACCGGUGAAAUUAUUAAAGAUAAUAAAGGUGUAAGCGAAGGAAGUGCACCCUCAAAUAAAUAUGUUCCACCACACUUACGUAAUCAACCACAACAACAGCAACAAAAACAAGAUCAAAAUGCAACAUCAAAACCAAACUAUUUAAAUAUAGAAGUUGACCCAAUUUUAAAAAAGAAAAUCAAUGGUUUAAUGAAUAAAUUAGCAAUUAAUAAUUUUUAUACAAUUUUUAAUGAAAUAUCAGAAUUGUUUGAUAACAACCCAAGAAAUUCAAUGAAACAGAUUUUAACUCAACUAAUUCUUACCAAUUGUUCAGAAAGCACUCAAGUAGUUCACAGUAUUAUUCAUAUUUAUACAGCAUUAAUUAGUGGUUUACAUUCAUCAAUCGGUACAGAUAUUGGAGGUCACAUCAUCGAAGCUAUUUUUAGUGAAUAUAACAGAAUUUACAGCGACUGUAACAGUAGCACAAGCUUAAUUUCAAAUUAUGUUUUAUUAUUUAUUCAUCUAUACAAUUUCCAAGUCUUAGGUAGCAAAAUUAUUUUUGAUAUGGCCAAGAACUUUAUAGAUUCAUUUAAAGAUAUCGAUGUUCAAUUAAUUCUAUUGUUACUUCAAAAUGCAGGCUAUCAACUCCGUGGUGAAGAUCCAGUUACUCUUAAGGAUAUCAUUUUAAUUGUACAAAAAAAACAACAAGAAUAUAAACAAAAAAGACAAGAAGAAAUUUUAAAAGACCCAAAUGCCGAAUCAAAACUCACCCCAGAAGAGCUCGAAAAAUCAGCAAAGCUUACAUUCAUGAUGGAUACUAUUAGCAAUUUAAAGAAUAAUAAAAUCAAAAAUACCAAACUCAUUGAUACCCUCACCUCAUUAAAGAAAGCCAUUAAAAGUGUAUUGAGGGCCAGAGAUUUAUCGAUGAACAGCAAUCAAAUGAAAAUUAGUUGGGAUGAUUUAGCUAAUAUUGAAACCAAGGGUCGUUGGUGGUUAGUAGGUUCAUCAUGGGCAGGUAACGAUGUUAACCCUUUAUUAGGCAUCACCUCAAAAGCAGCACAUCUCCAACCAACUGAUUCCGGUAUCAAAUUAAAAACAUUCGAAAACAAUUCAAAAUUACUCAAGUUAGCAAUUGCAAAUAAAAUGAACACCGAUUUAAGAAAAACAAUAUUUUGUAUUUUAAUGACCAGUGAAGAUUUCUCAGAUGCAUUCGACAAAAUUAUGGAAUUGAAAUUAAAAGAUAAACAAGAUCGUGAAGUAAUUCAUGUUUUAAUGCAUUGUUGUUUAAAAGAAAAGAAGUUCAACCCAUAUUAUUACCAUUUGGUUCAUCGUCUUUGUAUUCACGAUAGUAAUUUCAAGUUUACACUUCAAUAUUGUAUUUGGGACCACUUAAAAGAUUUAGAAAGCGAAACUGAUAUUAGUUAUAGAUUAAAUCAACAAUUACAACCAAUAGAAAUCGUUUUCUUUAGAUUACUUUUUACCUAUUUACUCACUUUACCCGACGAAUCAUCAGUAUCCACAAUCUUUGAACGUUUAGUAACUUCAACACAAUCUAGAAUUUCUGCAACUAAAGAAUCCCAAUCCAAUGCACUCUCCUUAACUAAAGGUAUUAGUAUAUUCUUUGUUCAUGGUUUAUUAUCAAGUAAUUCAAAAUCAGAACCAAACUAUAAACUUAUAAAAGAUCGUAUUAAAUUUGUAAAGAAAAUAUUUAAAUCAAAUGAAACUAUAUUACUUUAG